UGCAGUGUCCCACUGCACACAAAAUGCGCCAGGCACUUACCAAGCCGAUCGGACUGGAGUUGGGCCACAUUGAACCGGAGAAUGCAACCCUGAAAACCAUCAAGAAUGUCGUGAAUUCGAGUCGAUUGGUGACGAGUAUCUUGAAUGCGGGAGCCAAGAGAUCUGAUUUCGCGCCGGGCAGUGCAUUUUGCACCAAGCGCUGUUGCGGUCGGAGCAUGGUUCAUCAUCAUAGUCCAGUGAGAUUCUGAACAUGACCAGUAACUGACUGAGCAGUGAGCACAGCAAGGCUGAUGUAACGGCAAUGUCAGAGCACCGCCACUAAUCCCGUGGGGCUUGGCGCAUAUCAAUCCAAUUGAAUCGGCGAAUGGUGCUCCAAGCUGCAUACGUUUGAAAGUGAAUGGACUGGUAUGAGUACAGCGACUGUGGUAAAUUCUGAGUGUAGCUCCCAGGUGCGGACAUUGAUGUCGA
Molecule: messenger RNA, 468 nt
Organism: Mycena citricolor
Lineage: Eukaryota; Fungi; Basidiomycota; Agaricomycetes; Agaricales; Mycenaceae
Source: the annotation of a GenBank genome assembly